Messenger RNA from Sesamum indicum (sesame), 936 nucleotides. RefSeq lists its product as uncharacterized. Lineage: Eukaryota; Viridiplantae; Streptophyta; Magnoliopsida; Lamiales; Pedaliaceae. The record is from RefSeq and is a predicted model, not a curated record.
AUGGCAAAACUAUUCGCUACUACGCUGAUGGGGAAAGCACAGGAGUGGUUCACCAAUUUGCCCCGGGGAAGCAUUGACUUGCACGAACAGCUCAUCCAGAAAUUCUCCUUUCAUUUUGCGAGCAGGAGGAAGCAGAAGAGAUCAGCCAUCCAUCUCUUUACUAUACGGCAGGGGGAAGAGGAGACGUUGAAAAGUUUCAUGGGCAGAUUCAACAAUGAGAUGAUAGAGAUCGAGGACCUGCACAUUGAUAUGAUGGUCAGUAUCUUGAUCCAUGGACUGAAGAAAGGCCCGUUCGCAUCCGCACUCGCGCGUGACCCGCCAGGCGAUGCGGAGCAGCUGAUGGGUUUAGCCCAAAAAUAUAUAGACGAGGAAGAGAUGAACGCGAUGAAGGACUCUGAACAAAGAGAACGCGAGCAGUUGUUUAGACGAUCAUACGAUACCAGAGAGAGUGGAGGGAGUAAGCCAAAACAAGACAAGCCCAAGGAGCCAAAGUAUCAGCCCAAAUACCACAAUUACACUCCGUUGCCUAUGUCAUGGGAGAAGGCAUUAAUGAUGGUCGAGAAUGCUGAUAUUCUCAAAUUGCCGAGGCACACCAGGUAUACUCCCUCCAAGAAGUUUUCUAAUAAAUAUUGCAGGUUCCACAGGGAGAGAGGACAUAACACGGAGGAGUGCUUUCAACUCAAAUAUGAGAUAGAGAAGCUGGUGAGACAAGGAUACUUCUGGGAUCGAGGCCCCCCGAAUUGCAAGAUUAGCAAAGACGAGACAAGGAGGAGGAGGUCGAGGAGUCGGGAUCGAAAUCCCGGACCUGUAAGGACAACCAAGGCCCAGCCCACCGGAAACAACGCACCGACCAAAGGGGUGAUUUUUACACUAUUGCAGGGGGUUCCAGCUCGGGAAAUUCGAGCAGGGCCCGGAAAAGAUGUGCUAGAACCCUAA